Molecule: messenger RNA, 3149 nt
Organism: Pogonomyrmex barbatus (red harvester ant)
Lineage: Eukaryota; Metazoa; Arthropoda; Insecta; Hymenoptera; Formicidae
Gene: MICAL-like
Product: MICAL-like protein
Molecular function (GO): protein binding
Source: RefSeq, a predicted model, not a curated record
AUGAACGGAUGGACGGACGACGGACGGACGAUAAUGUUGGACGUUUGUUCUUACAUUAAUGUUAUACGUUUUAUCGCAGGAUCCUCACCCAGUCGUCUGGCGACGAGCAGAACGACUGAGAGCGCCGACGAGAGGAUCGCCCCUGUUCCGGAAUCUCCUAAACAAAAGGUGGGGUCGCGUCUGGGGAUGCGGAGGGAUCCGUGCGCCGCAUGCGGGUUGCCGGUCUUCUUGGCGGAGAAGUUGCUGAUAGCGCGCGCUCCUUAUCAUCGUACCUGCUUCCGGUGCGCCCGCUGCGCCAACCAGCUGACGCCGGGCAACUACUACGAGACCGAGGAGGGCCAGUACUGCUGCGAGACGUGUCCGGACGAGGAGGAGCCCGCCAGUGUGCGUCACAAGUACGCCGAGAUGUCCUCUGACGGGGAAAGGGAGAGGGACGAGCCGCCGUUGAGGCCGCUCAGCGACGAGGAGAAAACGGAGAGAAAGGCUGUGUUGGAGAACGCUGCGGUGCCCGAUCUGAUCUCCCACACGUCGCAGAUGCGAAAGAACUUCAUGACCAGCCACCUUCUUUCCGAGAAGAUCGACGAAACUACCGUGAAGGAUACGACUGCGAGCGCGAAGAUCGACUCGGAUCGUCGCGAGGAGAGAAAAAGCAGGGUCGACUCGGCAUUCCCAGACGACGACGACGAAAAUAAGGAGGAAGAGGAGGAGGAAGAGGAUAUUGAUGAUGAUGAUGAUGAUAACGAUGAUGAUAAUGAUAAUGAUGAUAAUAAUGAUGAUAAUGAUGAGGAAGAGGAGGAAGAGGAGGAGAAAUCCUCCGCGACGGAUUCCCCCGAUGUGCAGGAAUCCAUCGUCGAGCGAUACAAUGUACAUAGCGCGUUAAAUAGCUUAGACAUUAGGAGCGACGAGGAUCAACGAUCGACUGCCAUUUCAUUCCAUGACAUAGGUAAAAAGAGGAGAGAGGAGGAUACCAAAGAGUCGCCAGGGCGCGCCGGUGAUCGAGCCAAUUCUGAAAUAAAAUUGUCGUUGGUUCAGAAGAGACUCCAAAUGUUCGAGGUGCUGGAUAAAAGGGAUCGCAUCGAUAGAACGAAUCAAAGCAGAAAAGAAAGUCCAAUGGCUCAGAGCGACUCCUGGGACCUGGCACCGGACAUUCUUCCAGUGAAUGAGGAAGAACGUUCGGAAAAGAGGCUCGAAGAAGACUCGAUGAUUAAAAAUACUGAUAAAAAUAACUUCGAGAAUGUCGGCACACAGCGAAAGGAAGACUCGAAGAUUACAAGUAGCGAGAGGAGCAAGGAGAAUUUGUCAAAAGAUGUCAUACAAGUGAAUAAUGAAGAGCAUCUUGAGGAUAACUCGAAAGUCCGAAGCAUCGAAAAACGAAAGGAGAGUUUCGCGAAGCUCGAGAAAAAACGAAGCGAGGAUAAUGAGAUGGACACGGAACAUUACGAGACUGUCAAGGGAAGCGGCGUGCUAACCGCGAAGGGCAUCGAUUUAAGUGACAAUGAGGAUUAUCCAAAGGAUCUGAAUCCCUUCAAGAGUGACGAAGAAGACAGUAUGGAGGACAAACUACGGACUGCAGUAGAUAGCUCUAGGAACAACAAAGUAUCGACUAAUCCAUUUGACAGCGAGAAUGAGGAUGUCGAGGAACCGGAACCGCCGAAGCCGGCGGCGAGGAGUAAACUGGAGAAUCGAGGAAUCAUAACGGAAACGUCCGUGACCAAGCGAAUCCUCGCCGCGCCGCAAAUUAAUCUUAAUCCAUUCUGGAGCGACGAGGAAGAAGAGUAUGUCAGCGACGAGGAAAAACGGAACAAAACGCCACAAGGAAACGUGCCUGUACCGAAACCACGUACUAUCAAGACUACUGAGAUAAGCGUCAUACCACGAAAAACCAAUUUAGAUCGUGGAGGCAUGUACGCGUCUAACAGUUCCUUAACCAGUUCCGAAUCAACUAUAACUCCUAGUGGGACGUACAGGAAGAAGAAACCUGCGCCGCAGCCACCAGUCGCGAAAGAACUAUUUCCGUCCGAUCAGCGCGAAGCGCCUAUACUCAAAUCGUGUAACAGCUCAUUACCCUCGUAUCACGACUCAUCGCCUCGUAACACAACGCCACGAGCUCGGAAAACCAAGCCAGCUCCUCCACCACCAAUGCCGACUAGCACACCUCGCAAUGUCUCGACUGACAGUGUGCUAAGUUUCGACGAAUCUCCCAUAAUCAGAUUUCGCAGCGAUGAUCGUAACUUGAGCAUGUGGGAAGAUCAGAAGACAAACAAAGACGAGACAAAUCGAAACAGACAGAGCUUGAGCAACGUUACGUGCGACAAUCCCUCUUGCACGUCUUUCACCGACAAAAGCGUGCAAGGGAAGUGGAAAAGGAAGAAGGGUCCCGCUCCACCGCGGCCAAUUCCGCAUAGGAGAAAGAUCAAAGUGUUAUCUAUGAAAGACGUGAAAUUAGAAUUAGAUGAGAUAGAAUUGCAACAGCAAGGCUUAGAGAGACAAGGUGUGCGAUUAGAACAGUUGAUACGAGACAAGUGUGAAUCGGGACCUAGAACAGAAGAUUCGUCGCUUGGCACGGAUGUGGAGGAACUGGUUUUGGAAUUGUUCGCAUUAGUAAAUGAGAAAAAUGAACUGUUUAGGAGACAGGCCGAAUUAAUGUUAUUACGGAGGCAACAAAGAUUGGAAGAAGAACAUGCCGAAGUAGAAUAUCAAAUACGAUGUCUCAUGUGCCAACCAGAAGCUACUAAAACGGAUUUUGAUAAACAGCGGGAGGAAACGUUGAUACAAAGGUUAGUAGAAAUCGUGGAGAGAAGAAACGAAAUUGUCGAAUGUUUAGAAAUGGACCGUCGAAGAGAAGUAGAAGAAGAUAGAAGCAUAAAUAAACAUAUGGGUUUAUUUGCUGCGAGGAACAAGAAUGAGCUAUCAAGCAAAGAUAAUGAUUCUUCUAGUACAGGAAAGACGAAGAAGGAAAAAGAGAAAAAAGAAAAGAAAUUGAAAAAGGUUACGAAAAAGGAUGCCGACAAGGAUGUGGAUGAGACUGAGGUGAAACUCAAACGCCAUAGCAAAAGAAGAUGGUUUUGAGUUGCGACGGUGUUAACAGUUAACAAUUAUAGUAGAUAUAAAAAAUAUAUAUAUAUUUCGUAUUUAAUACUUUUAUAUAU